Molecule: messenger RNA, 4094 nt
Organism: Anoplophora glabripennis (Asian longhorned beetle)
Lineage: Eukaryota; Metazoa; Arthropoda; Insecta; Coleoptera; Cerambycidae
Gene: twin
Product: CCR4-NOT transcription complex subunit 6-like
Exons: 9
Coding region: 107-1750 (547 amino acids)
Biological process (GO): nuclear-transcribed mRNA poly(A) tail shortening
Cellular component (GO): CCR4-NOT complex; cytoplasm; nucleus
Molecular function (GO): protein binding; poly(A)-specific ribonuclease activity
Source: RefSeq, a predicted model, not a curated record
CAAUAAGAGUGGCUCAAAGGAAGGAACAGAAUGAAAUUAAAAUAGACAAACUAGACAAAGUAAUGUUAUGGAAGUUAGAAAGUAGAAGAUAGAAAUAGGAUAUAUUAUGCCACGAAAGGAUAAGUUCGAAAGCAAUGCCUCAUCUCGUCGGACACAUACAUACAUGUCUGCCGAAGACCAAGCCAGUGGGAAGAAAUCGUAUUGGACGGAAUUGGAGAUAACAGGGACUAUCCGUAAUUUAAGCCCGAACUUAUUUCAAAUGACUCAUCUAACAGCUUUAUAUCUAAAAAAUAAUUGUCUUCAGAGAUUACCCACUGAUAUAUGCCAAUUAACAAAUUUACGUAACCUGGAUUUAAGUUAUAAUAAACUCCGCUCACUGCCUGCUGAACUAGGAGAACUUAUACACCUCAGGGAGUUGCAUCUCGCCCACAACUACCUGAGAAUCUUACCCUACGAACUGGGCAAACUCUUCAAUCUGAUGAUCCUCAGCCUUAUGGGAAACCCACUAAGCAAAGACAUUAUGCAGAUCUACAGUGAACCGAACGGGACGCAGAAGUUGCUCACUUUCAUGCUGGACAACUUGCAAGUAACUACACCUUCACCACCUCCUCGACCUUGGAUUCCGUUGGCCAGGCCCUCUACAAAUAGGCCCACAUGUAUCUUCACUGUGAUGUGUUAUAACGUUCUUUGUGAUAAACUGGCGACGCGACAAAUGUACAGUUACUGCCCCAGCUGGGCCCUGAACUGGGAAUACAGGAAGAAGGGCAUCCUGGAGGAGAUAAAGCACUACGGCGCCGACAUCAUAAAUCUCCAGGAGGUUGAAAUGGAGCAAUUCUACAAUUACUUCCUGCCGGAAUUGAAGAUGGACGGUUACAACGGCAUAUACUCGCCCAAGUCCAGGGCGAAACACAUGGCGGAGAGCGAACGGAAGUACGUCGACGGCUGCGCUAUAUUCUACAGGACGUCGAAGUUUACCUUAGUAAAGGAACACUUAGUUGAAUUCAAUCAGUUGGCGAUGGCGAACGCAGACGGCUUAGAACACAUGUUGAACAGGGUAAUGCCAAAGGACAACAUUGGGCUAGCUGCCCUUUUGCAAACCACUGAUGCGGCCUGGGACAACACUCCGCCAGACGCCCCCUUCAUCCACCAGCCCCUCCUCGUCUGUACAGCGCAUAUCCAUUGGGAUCCCGAAUUCUGUGAUGUUAAGCUAAUCCAAACCAUGAUGCUAUCCAACGAGCUCAAAUCGAUUCUCGAACAGUCCGCGGAGACCCUGAAGGCGCACAACCUCCACCUGGACCCGAGCAACAUCCAGCUGGUGCUCUGCGGCGACUUCAACUCCCUGCCCGACUCGGGCGUGAUCGAGUUCCUCGGCACCGGGCGGGUGUCGCAGGACCACAAAGACUUCAAAGCAUUUAGCUACAAGUCCUGCCUGGAGAAGAUCUUGAGCUGUGAUAAACCAAAUGAAUUUACACAUUCCUUCAAGCUCGCGUCCGCAUACAAUGACGAAAUUAUGCCGUUCACCAACUACACAUUUGACUUUAAGGGUAUCAUCGACUACAUCUUCUACGCAAAGCAAACAAUGACUCCGCUGGGCUUGUUGGGUCCCCUGUCGCAGGAAUGGCUGCAGCAGAACAAAGUGAUAGGCUGCCCGCAUCCGCACGUCUACUCCGACCACUUUCCUCUGCUAGUUGAACUGGAAAUGGUGCCUACGAUAACCGCAGCAAUGAAUGGAGUUGUAACUCUCAGGUAGCAACACGCAGAGCAUAGAACAUAGCCAUUGUCGCCUUCGCAUUUGCUGUACCUGUAUAUCAGAAGACACAAGGUCGUCAAGCCACAGACAACUUCGUUUCGGAAAAAAUGUUUCGGAAGUAGUACCUGACGGCAUCGUCCUAUAAACCAAAAAUAAAGCAAACCCAUACAUUUCUUGAAUAAGUUCAAAUCUACCUUUUUACUAAAGAUAGAGUUUUUGUGGUGGCGUCUCACAUCCGACCGGAAAUCAAAAACAAACGCGCACACGCUCGCCGGUCGCGAUCCCGCGCGACGCGCCGUCAUUUAUUUUUUGUAUUCAUUGUAAUUGAGAUUGCUGUGAUUUUCGCGUUAUUUUUUAUUUUUCUUGCGCGCGCGACGCGCGGGAUCGCCUCCAGGCCCGUUCAUUGGCUUCUUACUUUUUUUUUCCGUUUUAUUUGGGAGGUUAUACACCGCACGUUAGAUAUUACACGCGUUACUAUCAUUUUUACUGGAUUGUAAUAUAAAAAUUUAUAUUUUGUAAAUAACGUUUGACGCGGGAAUCGACAUAGAUCGAGGUAUAUUUCACGGUGGUGGGACCGCACGUGAGAAAUCUGCGCGCAUUUUAAACAAAUAUACUUCAAAAGUCUGAGGAUCAUGUAAAUUUUUCGUCUAAAUAGUAAGUAUAAUAUAUAACGUUACGACAGUAUGUAUUUAAUUUUAUGUAGAGUACUGAGAAGUACACUUUUUACCUUUUGUGUCCGUUUUUUAUCUGGUGACGAGACGUCGGCGGCCUCGACCGGGCGCGGUUUCCGUUUACUGUAAUUUUAUGUUGUUUUCAGUGUUUCCCCCUCUUCCUUCAAGUGAUAAUUUUUGUGAUCGGGGAACCCUGGCCGGUCGCGGCCGUCGGGCGUUCGAUUUAUUUAUUAUGUACGCGUUAAUUUUUAGUAGGGCGCAUCGAUGUUGAUACAUUUUUUUUUUGUUGUGAUCCGUUACGUGCUUGCUUUUUCUCAAUACACGGAAACAAUAAUGAAUAGGAAAAAAAAACGCUUUUCGAGAACUGUUUCUAAAAAAUGUACUAUAUUAUUUUUAUACAACAAGAAAUUCUCUUUUCAAAAUAAAAUACAAAAAAAUAAACAAUUUUUUACCUUUUAAGAUAAAUAGUGAGUGCUAGGAGAAAUCCGCGGCCGUGUUAUCGUAUCCGGUAGUUAUCUUAAUAAUAUGCAAUAUUAUACACAGAGGUACAAAUAGGGAUAAAUGGGAGUAGACGAGGCAAUUUUUAGUGCAAUAACUGCGGAACCUUUUUUUUUAUCAAAUUGUAAAUAGGCGAUCUUUUAUUUUUUUAAUUUUUCGAACUUAGCAUCUUUUAAUCGACUGACGGCGACUUAGCAAUGACUGAUGCGGUGUGUUCAGGGAUACGACAAAUGCAGGUUAAAUCCGAGGUCAAACGAUUUUUAGUAUUUAGCAGAAGCAUAAAAAAAAUGAGAACUUUUCGGAAAAAUAUUUCGAUGUUUCCUUUGUACGGAGUGGACCAAAUUCGACAUUUUUGAGAGAGGUUUCUCCUAUUUCCCGAAAAGAUACGAAAAAAGUAAUUUGAAUGUCACCGGCUCGAUUUUUGGGGAACGUUGAUUUGCGAAAACCGCACCUCGAUAUCUUGAUUUGUUUCAGAGAUACAGGGCGUUUCCCAAUUUUGGUUGGUUUUGUAUUAGAUUUUUACGAAGAGGUUUUUUUCCACAGUUUUGUUUGCAAAAUCCGGCGGCGUACGCGAUGCUUUCCACUAAUUGAAUUUUUUUGUAAUUGAAAAUGAAUAUUUUACGAUUUUUUAAGCAUAAAGUUUCCUUUCAAAUGAUUUUUGACAUUUUUGUCAUCACUUGAAAGGGAAUUUUAUGCAGAUUUGAAAUUUUAAUAAAACUAUAAAAAUAUGUGAAAAAUGAGUAAAAUAUCGCAAAAAACUAAAAAACCUCUAAAAAAACCUAAUAUUUCUAUGGAAAAAAAAGUCACUGAGCAUCGAAGAAAACGGCCAAAAUAGGAAAAUGCAUUGUAUUGGAAAUUCCUCUUUUUUCAAAAAUCUUGGUAUUUAAAAUAUUUAUUUUCUGUCACGUCGAGAGACGGGAGAACCCCCGCAAAUUUGUCUAAUUUGGCUCACCCUGUACAGUGUGUUUCAUUUCGAUCAUCACCGUCUUCAUAUUUUGAAACCGAUGGGUUGAUUUUCAUACACAUUUCUUUGUUUCUAACCUGUCUUCAUGGCGUACUGUGUUGAAAAACUUCCAUAAAAAUUAGAAUAUCGGAUUAGGCAUAAUUUCUUUCAGAUGGACACACGCAAUACAUUUUUAUAGAUUUUAUUACGCAAUUUGUCUAAAUAUGAAUCA